Messenger RNA from Brassica oleracea var. oleracea, 1624 nucleotides. RefSeq names its product cysteine-rich receptor-like protein kinase 17. The record is from RefSeq and is a predicted model, not a curated record. Bases 178 to 1488 code for a protein of 436 amino acids. Gene Ontology annotation, biological process: protein phosphorylation. Gene Ontology annotation, molecular function: protein kinase activity; ATP binding. NCBI's taxonomy places the organism in Eukaryota, Viridiplantae, Streptophyta, Magnoliopsida, Brassicales, Brassicaceae. The transcript is spliced from 7 exons.
CAUUGUCUAGUAGUAAAUACUAUGCAAAGGAUGUAUCUCCCGUGCCGAUUUACGGGAAUAUUACGGUCUUGAUGCAAUGCACUCAAAGAUAUAUCUUCAAAUGAUUGUAAACGUUGCCUACAGACAAGCGUUGAUUACUAUAAGAAAGAGCUCCAUGGGAGGAAAGGCAGUAUUAUAAUGCGGCCAAGUUGCUUUUUCCGGUGGGAAUUGUUUCCAUUCUCUGGUGUUUUUGAUAAUAUUAAUCUUCAGUUUCGGCCAUCAUUGGCGCCUUCGCUGCCGCCUUCAUCGCCGCAUUCUGAAGCCGACCUGACCAGUAAAACCAAAACAAAAGAUAAAUGGUUCUCUGGAGGAAAGAUCGCUGCAACAGUCAUUGUUGUUUUCGUUGCCAUAAUAGUAAGUGUCGUAGGCAUAGCUAAGAGAAGAAAGCGAAAGCAAGACAUUGAACUUCCAACGGAAUCUGUUCAAUUCGAUUUAAAAACAAUUGAAGCUGCGACAAACAACUUUUCAGAGCAUAACAAGCUUGGUGAAGGUGGAUUUGGUGAGGUUUACAAGGGUAUGCUUAUGAAUGGAACUGAAGUUGCAGUAAAGAGACUCUCAAAAACAUCAGGACAAGGCGAAGUAGAGUUCAAGAACGAGGUUGUUGUUGUUGCAAAGCUUCAGCACAGAAAUCUUGUUAGACUUCUUGGGUUUUCGCUACACGGAGAAGAGAAAUUACUCGUCUAUGAGUUUGUUCCUAACCAAAGCCUCGAUUAUUUCCUCUUUGACCCUAGUAAGAGAGUUCAGUUGAACUGGACAGUGAGACGCAACAUCGUUGUGGGAAUCACUCGAGGAGUUCUAUAUCUUCAUCAAGAUUCACGGCUAAAAAUUAUACACCGCGACCUCAAAGCAAGUAACAUUCUCUUAGAUGCUCACAUGAAUCCGAAAAUCGCUGAUUUCGGAAUGGCAAGGAUCUUUGGAGUGGACCAAACUGUAGCCAAUACAGCAAGAGUAGUUGGGACCUUCGGUUACAUGCCACCUGAAUAUGUGACGCAUGGCCAAUUCUCGACGAAAUCAGAUGUUUAUAGCUUUAGAGUCUUGAUCCUUGAGAUCAUUAGUGGCAGAAAGAACAGCAGCUUUUACCAAAUGGAUGGUUUGGUUAAGAACUUAGUCACAUACGUCUGGAGACUUUGGGAGAACGAAUCAUUGAUUGAGUUUGUAGAUAAUGGUAUCAAAGAAGAUUGUAAACGCGAUGAAGUCAUUAGAUAUAUUCAUAUUGGGAUGUUAUGUGUUCAAGAAAAUCCUGUAGAUCGUCCAACAUUGUCGACUAUAUACCAAAUGCUCACAAACAGCUCAGUCACUCUGCCUGUGCCUAGGACACCUGGAUUUUUUUUUGGGAACGGACCAAGAUCAAACCCUUUAGCCCAUGGAUUGGAGCCAGGUCAGUCGAGUAGUAAGUCUAUUCCUUGUUCCGUAGAUGAAGCAACAAUCACCGAUGUUACUCCUCGUUGAAAAUUCAACAUGUUCUGUAUGGAUUGGUUUUGGUUGUCAUUUGUUUUAUGUCCGAAGUCAAAAUGCAUUAUUCAAGCUUGAACUUGCAACUUGACUAAGCUCAAGUUCACUUCAAUGUCAACGACAAAACAGAAGA